Molecule: messenger RNA, 3880 nt
Organism: Schistocerca nitens (vagrant locust)
Lineage: Eukaryota; Metazoa; Arthropoda; Insecta; Orthoptera; Acrididae
Product: serine/threonine-protein phosphatase 6 regulatory ankyrin repeat subunit B-like
Exons: 17
Coding region: 116-3046 (976 amino acids)
Cellular component (GO): cytoplasm
Molecular function (GO): protein binding
Source: RefSeq, a predicted model, not a curated record
CACCUAUAUAAAAACGAUUCUCACGUUGUGAAGGUCAGUUUACGUCCUGCCUCGCACACCGCUGGCGCUACAGGACAGACAACGACAUCUGGCACAUUUUGUCUUAAAACACAAAAUGGGGGCGAUGAAAGAUGAUGGGCGUUUGAGACAGGCAGUAUACAAUGGAGAUAUCAAGACUCUGAGGGAAAUGAUUUCCAAUGGUGCUGAUCCAAGAAUUAAAGAUAAUGAAGGUACAUCCAUUUUAAUGGAUGGAGCACGCUUUGGACAUUUGGAAAUGGUUAAGUUCUUGGUAGAGGAGGUUUGCAUUCCACUGGAAGAAUGUGAUAAGAAUGGAAACACAACCCUCUUGAGUGCUUCAUUACCAUCAUACCCAAAUCUUGAGGUUUUGCAGUACCUGGUCUCAUCUGGAGCUGAUCUCCAGGCUAGAAAUUUUAUGGGUGAGACGGCACUGCACAUUGCUUCUCGCUCUCAGUCCCUGGAAACUUUUAAAAUUCUGCAGCAGUCAGGUAUUCCAAUUGAUUCUCAGGACCUCCAAGGAAAAACUGUUCUUCAUCAUGCUGCUGAACUUGGGGAUGCUCAAAUGGUCAAAUAUCUACUAGAUCAGAAAUGUCUCCCUGUUGACUGCAGAGACAAGUAUGGUCAGACUCCAUUAAUGUUAACAGCAGAGUUUCCAAGAAGUGAGCAAGAUCCUGUGAGACAUGGGGAAUGGAUUGACCAUACAGAUUAUGUCAGUAAGGCUCUCAAGCUUAUUGUAGGCACUGGAGCAGACCCUACAGCAAAAGAUGUUGUUGGUAGAACAGCACUCCACAGAGCACUUGGAUGUAAGGAGAAUUUCCAGUACCUUCAGAAAAUACAUCCUAAUUUCAAGGAUGGUCUUGAUAAAAAGGGACAAUCAGCCAUAAUGAGAGCCAUUUCUGCAUUUCAAUACCACUAUGAUAUGCCCCAUGUGAUAAAACUUCUAGUGCAGGGAGGUGCAGAUGUCAAUUUAUGUGACCGGGAUGGAAAGACAGCUUUGUGCCUGGCUAUAGAGAAAGAUGCUUUUUGGGCAUUGAGGGAACUAAUAGAGGGUGGAGUCACUUUAUCAUCUUGCAGAAAGGAUGAGCUUACAGAUAUUCUCCACAUGGCUGUGUGGCGCCAUCAAGAUGAGUUAGUCACAAGAUUGAUUGCUGCUGGAGCAGAUGUCAAUAGCAAAGAAAGAGGGGAAGCUGAGAAGUCAACAUUACAAGGGCACACAGCUCGAUGUUUGGAACGCAGUGUAUUGUCAUAUAGAGGAGAAGGUUUGAUUGAUACAGAAUUUUCUGGCAAUUCCCCACUGUUCAAAUCUCUUGAGUCAGAGAAGACAGUCACUCAUUUGAUUGCUGCUGGUGCAGAUGUGAAUUUCAAGGAUGACAAUGGUUGUACACCACUGCUUGCAGCUAUUCACAAGGAGCGUUUGAAGGCACUGGACCUUUUGCUGAAGGCUGGUGCUGAUCGAAAUGCAGUGGAUAACUGUGGUGUGACAGCUCUUCACUUGGCUGCCAACUGUCGGAAGGUACCACCUCAAGUCAUAGCAUUUGCUAAAGAACAGAUUGAACAGGGUAUGAGACUAGACAUCAUGGAUCAUCAGGGCAGGACACCUCUUCAUUAUGCUGCACUGACUGGAAAUCACAGAGUUAUGAAACUCCUCAUCAGUUUGGGAGCCAAUGUAAAUGCUUUAGAUGUCUAUGGUAAGACUCCCAUUGUCAUGCCAGCCAUACAUUCACUUAAGGACUGUAGGUUGGUGAAACAGCUACUGAUUAAUGCUGGAGCUGACUUAACCGUAAGAGAUAAACAUGGCAAGACAGCCUUACAUACAUCAUUUGAGAAUGAUAAUAUUGAAAUCACUAAGUUUCUCAUGGAGAAGCAUCAACAAGAGAUUGGUUGCGAUAAUGAUGGUAAUAAUAUCCUACAUUGUGCAGUCAGAGCGCGAAGAGAUGCAAUUGGCAAAGUGAAGUAUAUACUGAAUAAAAAACUUACUACAAUUGAAGAAAAGAAUGAAAAUGGAGAGACAGCUCUAAUGUGUGCUGUACAGUUGCCUCCAUUUCACACAGAAAAACAGAGUUUUGUUCAAAUACUAUUGACAUCAGGUGCUAGCCCCAAUGCUAAAGACUCACAAGGGAAGACUCCUCUCCAUAUUGCAGCUGCAGAGGGAGAUGCAAAGACCAUGGAAGCUCUGAUUGCUGCUGGAGCGGAUGUAACAGAGAGGGAUUUAAAUGGUCGGAUGCCUCUGCACUGGGCAGCUCAGUCCUACAGUGCUGAGGCAGUGGAAUUACUGCUGAAUGAGAAAAAUGAGCAACAUGAAAUGGUGAUCAAUCAACAGGACAAUGGUGGGCAGACCCCAUUGAUGCUUGCUGUCAAAGAAAAACAGUCUGUAAAGUUAUUGCUAAAAGAAGGUGCCAAUGUUAAUAUGCAGGAUUGUGCUGGAAGAACAGCACUCCAAGCAGCAAUUGAGUGCAAAAAUUUUGAUGCAAUGAAGCUACUGCUGAUUGCGGGAGCAGAUUUCUUACCUGCUCAGAGGGAGUAUCAUGUUAGAGCAAUCCAUUUGGCUGUUGCAGCAGGGGAUACUAAGAUACUGGAGCACCUGAUUUCAAUGGGAAUGGACCUUUUAGACUGCUGGUGGGACCCUGAACACAAGACAACUCUGCUACAUGUUGCAGCUGAAACCAGUGUGGAAAUGUUGAAGCAGAUAUUGAAUGUGAGGAAAAGUGUAGACACCUUUGAUAAUGAAGGGUACUCUGCCUUUCAUCGUGCAGUUCUGUCUGGAAAUAGUGCGGUCAUCAAAUAUUUUUUAGAAGAGAUACAAACUCCUGUGGAUCAAAGAGAUGCAAAAGGGAGGACAUCCCUCAUUCUAGUGGCUGCAAGUGACAAUUGGCUCCUAAUGGAAUCAGCAGUUCCAGACAUUUUGCUUCAUGCAGGUGCUGAUGCUAGUGCACAAGACAAUGAAAAUAUAACUGCUUAUGAUCUGGCACUUCAGAGCAGGAAUCAAAAAUAUGCAGAUCUUUUAGAAAUGGCACAACACCUUUGUUAAUUUCACUGAACAGUGUAAAGCUGGUGGUGCAUAAUUGCAUCUAUGUAAUGUGUAUGUGACUUCUUAACAACUGGCUAAUGGCUUCAUAUUGACAGGGUACUUAGAGAGUUGUUACAUGGUACAAAGUGCACAUUUCAAGAUUACAGGAUAUGAAAAAUGCAGUCUACAGUCUAUAAGUGAUAUAAAUUAAUUGUAUUUGAGCGAAAACAAACCAUUGUUCUCCAGAUGCACCUUUGUUCAUUGGACACUACCAGUAAUCCAAAUGAAGCCAAGUUUUUUCUCUUCUAUUAAAACUAAUACAAUGGAUUAAAUUCAUCCAAAAUCAUAAACUUGGUAAUUUCACCAUGGUUUUGUACCCAGACAGUUAACAUAUCAUCAGGUCUAUGUUUGCUUCCUCUGUGUGUGAUUAAAAUAUUUCACUAAGCAGUAAAGUUUUAUAAAUAAACGCAUCUUAUGGAGGCAUUUGUCCCAAAUUCGUAAGAAGUCUGAGUAGUCUAUUUAUCAUAAUGAAUAACAGUGAUGCUAACCUAGUUGUGAUCAUUUAUAAUGUCAGUCAUAUCCAGUGAGACAAGCUCAUUCUUCAAGCAACUAUUUAUAUUUUGUAACUGAACCUGGCAUAUUACAAUCUCAUCCAAUAUCAUACAUUACCUUAUAAAUAAUUAGACACCACCUGCAUUUGUGAUAAAGUGCCUUGAGCGACAUUGCAGAAGGAAAGAAAAGGGUGUAAAAUGGUGAUGACAUACUUUUCUGAGUCAGUGCUAUCGACAGAACACAAGAUACUUCAGCUCCAAUUGAGUGCAUUUUGAAUGGAGUUCUGGAGUAGUACUCUUUCAA